AUUUCUAACCCGUAAUUUCUGUCUGUUGUGGCCGUGAUAUGGGGUCACCGAGGCUUUUGCCUUGCCUUUGCCCGGGAGCGGACAUCUCGUAAUCCUCCUCCUCUCCUUUGAACUUCUCUCACCACCCGCGCGCCCCAAGGAACCGCCAUCCUCAAGCGUAUCAGCGCCAACCGACCUCCACGGGAGAGAUCACUUAAUCUUCUCUUUGAGCUUGAAGUUUCUCGGUUCUCUGGCCCUUCCACUUUGGUCCGAUCUUGUCUUCGUUGGACACCUGCCUGGUCGCCGGCGUGACAGAGAGCGCAACCGGCCUCCACAAACCCCCUUCCGUUGCGAUAUCGCUUAAUGAUGCUGUCUUAAUUGUCUUGGCCUUUAUCCCUAUCGCGUCGAGUGCCACACCCUAAUCGAUCCCCUGUCGAGCGGAAACCCAACGAUCGAAUCCUUUCACCCGAUUGUCGGUCAUGCCCUCCCCUGAACUGGCUAGUCAAUCGAACCCCUCAGACCGGUCUUCCGUUGGUUCUCAGUCGGGCAUGCAAAACGGUUCCGGCUCAUCUGACAUGGGGCAAGGAGGUGUAGACUCCCUGGAUAACGGAACGACUCAGUCCACCAACGGACCUUCAUCGAAUCCCAUCUCAGAAGGAAAACAGAGCUCGCAAGCCAAGAUGGGGGCACCGGCAGGAGAGUCUGUGAAUGAGACUAAUGGCACCCACCAGUCGAACGGUACAAACGGCUCCGCGCAAAGUAGGAAACGAUCGCGCGAUGGAUCCGUCAUUCAUGCUAGCGACAUUUCUGGGGCAAUGACUGUUCGGACGCGCGAGACGCCCGUCGACAAGAUUCUGCUCGACCAAUAUGUCAAUCGCGAAUUCCAAUACUCCGCGGCCGUCGCGUGGGAGAACCCAGCCCAAGAACUACAGCAACAGAAGAGAUCAGAGCGGGACUUCUAUUUUGCCGUGCGUCGCGAAACUCAAGGCAACCCAGCAGCUUUGUUUGGAGUAGGAUACGAAGGAUUUGGAAACCCGCGAUCCGACCUUCGGAAUCAACCCCCACAAUUAUUGUACCCGGCUCAUAGACGUCGGCCCGGGAAUCGCAAAACUCGAGAACUGCGAGUUUCAAGACGGGAUAUGAAGAUACAAAGCGAGCAGAUUGAAGAUCUCGUACCCAUCCGCCUUGACAUUGAUUGGGAAAAGAUCAAGAUUCGAGAUACUUUCACUUGGAAUCUCCAUGACCGUGUCGUGUCGCCGGAUCUGUUUGCCGAAAAAUUGGUGGAAGAUUUGGGACUUUCUUUGGAAACAUCCGCCCCGUUGCUACGUAUGAUUUCGCAGAGCAUUCAGGAGCAGAUUAUGGACUACUAUCCCCAGAUCUACAUGCAAGAAGAACCUCUCGACCCCCAGCUACCAUACACAGCGCAUCGCAACGACGAGAUGCGUAUCCUGAUCAAACUGAAUAUCACUAUCGGCCAACACACGCUCAUCGACCAAUUUGAGUGGGACAUCAAUGAUCCGGAAAAUUCACCAGAGGAAUUCGCCUUGCGUUUGACGGACGAUUUGUCGCUGUCAGGAGAAUUCACGACGGCCAUUGCCCAUUCUAUUCGCGAGCAAUCUCAAUUGUUCACCAAGUCGCUCUACAUUGUCAGCCACCCCUUCGAUGGCCGCCCCAUCGAGGACCCCGACCUCAGCACAUCCUUCCUCCCAACCCCCGUUGCCUCCGCAUUCCGCCCUUUCCAGGCAGCAAAGGAGCACACCCCAUACCUUUACGAACUGAACGAGGCCGACCUCGAGCGCACCGAAAUCUCGAUUUCGCGGGAGCAACGUCGCCAGAAGCGAUCCAUCAAUCGUCGCGGUGGCCCAGCUCUACCAGACCUCAAAGACCGGCAACGUACCAUUCGUACCCUCAUCGUUUCCUCUGUUAUUCCCAACUCCGCACAAUCCUUUGAAGAAAGCAAUGUCAUCAAGCGUUCCGGCUCCAGCCGCCGCCGUGGAUUGGCAGGUACCCGUGGUGACGAUGAGUCUGAUGACUUUGAAAGUGACGACUCGGACGAAGGGUCACCAGCCAUCGGUCCCCAUCUGUCUCAAGGCACUGCCCGUACAAGAGGAAUGAGAGGCGCGGCCACGGCAGCCCAUGCAGCUUUGCGCGCUAGCUUGGGGCAGUCAGCAACACCCGAACCUAUCAUUCAGGAGCCCACCCGAGUGUCGUCACGACGUCAACAGCAAUUGCGAGAAGAAAGUACGGAAGAGCCUGAGAAACUUGUCGUGAAGUUCAAGAUUCCACGAGAUAAACUAGCAGAUCUCCGAAGCGGAAAACGGAUUUUUGACCCGGCUACCCAAGCUGGCGCCAUGGCACCUCCCUCCGACAAACAGAACCGACAGCAUCAUCCCCCUCGACCUCAGCAAACCGGAGCCGUCGACGCACCGAACCCGCCCCAGCAGGGGGUCCCAGGACCCCCUCCGCCUAGCUGGCUUCAGGCUGGUCUGACCCGACUCAAGCAAUCCCAUCCUAAUGACUCGUUUGAAGGAGUGAUGCGAUAUUCUGCUGUGGAUACGGAAACUCUUGCGCCUGUCUCCAAUCCAGCCAAUUUGCAAGCUGGCCAGAAGAUCAAAUAUCAGUAUUUGCCCCGUAUCCGCUGCCAUGACUGCCCUGGAAAGCUUUACACCCCCGGCCCCGGCAUGACGGUAGACAACUUUGAAGUUCACCUGCGCAACCGCCAACACAAGGAGCGUGUUGAAGAACGAAUCAACAAAGUUGGCAGUUUACCGGUCACCCCUGACAUGAGUGGCAGUGCCGGUGCCAGCCCUGCGCCGGGAGCGCCGACCUCUGCCAGUGCCAGUCCGGCCUUGGGUGCUGCUCCAAUCCCUGGUGUCUCUCCUUCCCAGGCCACGGGGCCGCAGCCUUAAGUCAUAUGGUUCUCUUGAUGAAUUUAUGACAACGGCGUCUCGAAUGUGUGGUAUCUUUUGAACUGGACUCCUCUGACUUCGAAUGCCCUGUAUUGUUUCCCAUUCUUCCUAUGGUCAUCUCACUCGACGUGCCUACUCUACCCCUUCGAAUAUUUCCAACUGGUCUAAAGAACAUCCUGUUUUAGCCUUUUCUCUCAUCCGUCUCCUUCUUCUUGAGUUGUAUAGGAUUUUAUUUUUGAGUCUGCAGUGGCAGAGCGAAUUUACUGGUAUUUUUCUCUCCUUUUGGACGGUGCUAGAUCAUCUCUGCAUCGUGAUUGUUUUGUUCUCCUCUUGGCUUUUUGCGCUUUGCUUUAAGAACCAUGUCGUACGCAAUGUGAUAUAGUAGAAUCUUCCGUAAAUGCAGCAAUUACCC
Molecule: messenger RNA, 3300 nt
Organism: Penicillium brasilianum
Lineage: Eukaryota; Fungi; Ascomycota; Eurotiomycetes; Eurotiales; Aspergillaceae
Source: the annotation of a GenBank genome assembly